AUUAAAUAAGAUGAUAAUUGAUGAUAAAAUCUAAAAGAUCUUGAGUUCGAAUGAUUUUUAGAAAGGAAAUGAUAAAUAAAAAUUAUCAAGAUCAGAGUUUAGUGAAUAGAGUUAUAAAAGUAAUGGAACAAAUCAAACAAAGCCAAAAAAGAGAAGGGUUGUGAAAUUAAAGAAUUAAUUAUUAUCUUAACAUGUUAGUCCAGAUAUUCAGAAAUUAUAUUAUCAAUCUCAGAAAGCAGAGACUGAAUAAUAACGUGUAGGAGAAAAGAUAACAAUUGAGGAAUAAAAACCAAUAAUAUUACCAUCUAUAUAAAAGAAGGAGUAAAUUACAUCAGAAUAAUCAUCUAAAACUAAUUUGUGUGAUUUGAUAAAUAAUAUAUAGGAGAUAUUUCCACCUGAUCAUUAACUUUGGAGAGAUCUCUAAGUAGGAGAUUAAAGUAUAGAGGAAGUAAUUACAUAAAAUUAGGAUUACUUUUCGGAUUUAUUAGGUAUGAAAUACAUAAUAGUAAGCAUUGUAUUUAUAGGAAAUGGAAAUUAGAUUAUUAAAGACUAAAAAAUUGGGAUGUAAAAGUAAAUACAAUACAUAAUAUACUGAUGAUUAUAAUGAUAAAUUUAUGAAAGAUUCAACAUACAUUAAUAGAUGGAUAUAUGAGAGAGCAAAAUAAUCAGCUUCAUUUCUUUAGAAUUCAAGCACAUAUAAUGUAUACAAGAAAUUUAGUAAUAAAUAAGUAACAUUUUGUGCCUCAAAGAUAUGAAAAGUCAGAUAAUUUUAAACCUGAUCAUAUGCCUAAUUAGAAUAUUAUGUCAUGUUUGUCAUCUUACACAGCUAAUUUUAGAGAUUGGAAAAAAUAAUAUCAUGGUAUCAUUGGGCCAUUUUAUGUUUAAAGUGAUAAGAAAUUACCAUUUAUUGCUGAAACAAAUUAUUCUCGUAAUUUUGUGAGUCAGAAAUAUGAGAAAUAAGAUCCAAUUAUUCCUAAGCCAUUGUAAUUUUAAUUUGAUUAAUUUAUAUAGAGGACCAUUUCCAGUGGAUACCCAAUCUUUGAUUCGUGAAAGUACUCAUAAGACUCAAUUCUCGUUGCCAUAGAAUUUGAUGGAAAAAUAAAAACUAAUAAGUCCUCGAUAUAUGGAAAUUAAAAAUUUUGAUGGAUAUUAACCACACUUCAAUAAGUAAUAAUAAUCACCUUAAGUAAUGAAUUCGUUUGGGGAUCGAUUCUUUCAUUCUUCAAUUGUAUAGUAAUUGAUGAAAAAGAAUUAGAAACAAAUAAUCAAUUGA
Molecule: messenger RNA, 1273 nt
Organism: Paramecium sonneborni
Lineage: Eukaryota; Ciliophora; Oligohymenophorea; Peniculida; Parameciidae
Source: the annotation of a GenBank genome assembly